AUGUCUGGCUCAUCAAAUCUCAUCGGUGCUGCAUGUGAAGCAUGCAGGGCGAUUUGGUCAUUAAUCGAUGCAUCUGAGAUUCAUUCAACUAAAGAGAAAGAAAAUCCAUUUCCAUUGAGAUCCAUCCGUUCACACUCGUUGGAUCGGAUUAAUAUUAAUGAAGAUGAAUCUAAACCGUUGAUUGGUGGGGAUUCUGAAAAGAUUGUGAAUGCAGUGACCCGGGCAUUUCUUGGAUCAAAAGCCGUUCAAGAGGCUGCAGCAUGGUCUUCUGUCGUGAGUGGAGGUGGCGAUAACACAAUAAUUUCAGAAAACUUUUCCAUAUUAUCACUUUGUGCUUCUUUCGACAGAGAUCAACAAACAGGAGACCAAAAUAAUCUGAAAAACAAAUUACCAAAUCCACAUACCUUAAUCUGCCAUUCAUGCCUCGUACUUUCCGCAGUCGCACAAUCCUUAAAAUCUUCCGGAGGAAAUUCAGCUCUAUUCAUGUUGACAUCAUCACCAAAAAAACAACGUUCUCGCCUCUCCGACCUCGCACGCCAUUUCUCUUUAUGUGAUCGAGUUCAAAAUUCAUUUCAGUCUCAUUCCAUGUCCGCCAUGCUGGCACUCGCAUCCAUUUUGUCCCUCGAAAUUUCUCCUUCUGUUGAAACAUCAAUUUCUGAAAUCGCUGUGCCUUUAAUUCCACUGAGUGCAACUCUUUGUGAUUACCUCAGGAUUUCAACACCAGAUGGGAAUGGAAUGAGAGGGAAGCUCUCGUAUUGGAAUGGAAUCAGAGAUGGUUGUGUCGGUCUGUUGGAAUCCAGACUACGUUGGGGUGGGCCUUUAGCGAUUCAACAGCUAUGCGCGAGUGGAAUCCCCCAAACUCUUGUUGAUUUAUUAGGAAAUGAUCAAUUAUCAAAUCGGGUUAUCUCCAGUUGGGAUUGUAUGGACGAUUGGACGGUAUCCUCAUUAUGCCAGUGUCUGCCAGGUGGCAAUUCCACGUUUCGACAGGUGUUGCUUAGAAAAGAGCAUGUGAAAGUUGUGUCUGAUUUGAUAUCGGUUGUUCAUCUGAAGGGUACUAAGGUGUUGGAGUGGACCUGGUGGAGGGCGGAAUGGAAUCAGGGAUACCGUGAACGCGCUGUAUCUGCUGCUGCUGCUUCGGUAGGAAUUCCAGGUCAAAUAAUUCAAUGUUUGGAACACAUGGAGUUAAAAGGCACUGCAAGAGCAGUUGCAUUUCUAGCCAAAAUGAGUCUUCAUAGAUCACUUGUUGUUCAAGUCCUUGAAAGAGGUCUCUUGGAUCCAAACAAAAUGAGAAGGCUGCUUGACUCUUCAUCACCACGGGAAGUUAUUCUAGAUAUUCUCAUGAUCAUUUCAGAGUUGGCUCGUAUGGAUAAGGUUUUUUAUGAGCACAUAGAUGGAGCAAAUAUAUUGGAUCUCUUAAAAGACUUUCUAACACACCAAGAUCCAAAUGUAGGAAUUCCAGGUCAAAUAAUUCAAUGUUUGGAACACAUGGAGUUAAAAGGCACUGCAAGAGCAGUUGCAUUUCUAGCCAAAAUGAGUCUUCAUAGAUCACUUGUUGUUCAAGUCCUUGAAAGAGGUCUCUUGGAUCCAAACAAAAUGAGAAGGCUGCUUGACUCUUCAUCACCACGGGAAGUUAUUCUAGAUAUUCUCAUGAUCAUUUCAGAGUUGGCUCGUAUGGAUAAGGUUUUUUAUGAGCACAUAGAUGGAGCAAAUAUAUUGGAUCUCUUAAAAGACUUUCUAACACACCAAGAUCCAAAUGUUCGUGCCAAAGCUUGCAGUGCUAUAGGCAAUAUGCAAAGCACAAAAUCAUCAGUCUGUUGGUUGAUAGGUGCUCGGAUGGGGUCGUUUGAUACUUGCCGACUGGCAUACCACAGUGAUGAAGAGCUGAGAAAAUGCAUACCUCAACUUGCAAAUUUGCUGAUGUCAGCAGAGGAGGACAAUAAAACUAAAGCAAACGCAUCUGGUGCUCUCAGUAAUCUUGUGCGCAAUUCCAACAAACUUUCUCAACAUAUUGUCUCUAAAGGAGCAAUGCAGGCAUUGCUGAAAUUGGUGUCGGACUGUUCUGUUGUUGCUCUUAACCCAACCAGGAGAGAUGCAAUUAAUGAGUCGCCUCUAAAAAUAGCUUUGUUUUCGUUAGCAAAGAUGUGUGCUCAUUCACCAUGUAGACAAUUCCUGCCUUCCUCCGAAUUGUACCCUGUCAUUGGACGACUCCGCCAAUCACCGGAAUCAAGCAUCGCCAGCUAUGCUUCUGUCAUUUUCAACAGAACCUCCUCUCAACCUUAA
Messenger RNA from Lactuca virosa, 2280 nucleotides. The record is from the annotation of a GenBank genome assembly. Lineage: Eukaryota; Viridiplantae; Streptophyta; Magnoliopsida; Asterales; Asteraceae.